Messenger RNA from Lachancea dasiensis, 1395 nucleotides. NCBI's taxonomy places the organism in Eukaryota, Fungi, Ascomycota, Saccharomycetes, Saccharomycetales, Saccharomycetaceae. The record is from the annotation of a GenBank genome assembly.
AUGUCAGGAAGCCCAAUUCCACAGCUGGUAAACAUAUCGCAUGCCCUACAAUCGGCGUUUGUACAGAAACUGCGCUCGGAAGUGAAGACGUUCACGGACAGUGUUCGGCUGUCUGAUGAGCAGACGCAAAAGAUUGACGAGUACAUUAUUUCGCUAGAGAGUGCCUUUGCAGAAUUCACGCGGGACAAUGAACACAUUGAACGUAGGGACGCCCAUGUUACCGCAGCAGACGAACAACUUUAUAGUGGGCUGAAAACAAUGUACGCAGACUACCUGUCUCAACUCGUGAAGCUGAAAGAGCGCAGUGUAAACCAGGAGGAGCGUGUUGGGGGUGAUAGACCUGUCGAAUACGUCUGCGACGAACUACCUUACAAGCAACCCAACGAGCGGAAGUUGUACGUAGAUCAGCUGCUGAAGGAUUCAUCAGUGGCCGGUAAGCUAGCGAGAAACAACAAAUUCCUAGAAGGCAUUGUAAAUCUGUCGGUGCUGGACUCCACGGUGCCCGAUAAUGUGCAAUGCUACCUUGCUAUAUUGCGCAAAGUAGGCUAUUCCGACCAGGAGAUCGCGCGCCGUAUGCCGCACGCUGGUGGGCAAGGCGACAAUGACAACAGGGGAAAUGGUACUCUCGGCUUCACAUCAAUAACGAAUGUUGAGCAAGUGCAGCAAUCCAACUCAGACCUCAAGACCAAACUCAUAAGCUCAGUACCCGAGGAACCCAAGAAGAAAAUAUCGUUUUCCAAGUAUCUGAAAAAGGGUGACGUUGUAAACGAAGCGCCCAAGCGCCCGCUCGAGAACGCAGAAAAUGGCAGCGCCCUCGUCAAGCCUGCUGUUAAGCGAGCUAAACUUGAAAGUAACAGUUCGAGCCCCACCCUUGCAUCAAUACUCAAGACUGAGAACAACAAGAAAAAAAGGAACCCCAUACGUUUUGUCGAUGACGAGAAGUUGUUGACGGUCUAUGGCGAUGAACUGCCCUCUAAGGGUCUCAUUGUAUCACCUAGUAAAUUAAGAAAAGUUUUGAAGCCUUUCAGAGACGGAGAACCUAGAGAGAUAACGUACUCCGCGUGGAACAACCAAAAACUACUAGAGCUCUCGUUUCCAGAACCUGAAGAAGGCUCUGAUAUCGUGGACAUUAAAGGAGGGCUGGUACCGUGCGAAACGCGCGCCGCACCGGCAUAUCGACUCACUUUUACGUCCUUCAGUAAAACGCUCACAAAGGUGCCCUUGGAGCCCGCAGAGUACGACGACGCAGAUUCUAGCCUAUCACAGAAACCCUUAAUCGUGCGCGCAUUUGGUAAGAAUUGUUUACUACUACAGAAAGACCGUGGAGGAAUUCCUUAUAAGAGGGUACCAGAAGUGCAUGCGAAUGAGUACCCCGUAAGGCCAAUUUCAAACUGA